CACAAACCAAAAAAAUUCCCCAAGAAAAAUUCCAAGAUUUACUGUUGUUGAAAAAUGUCGGGUCGUGGAAAGGGAGGCAAGGGUUUGGGCAAAGGAGGAGCCAAGCGUCACAGGAAGGUUCUGAGAGACAACAUCCAAGGCAUCACCAAGCCAGCGAUUCGGAGGCUAGCCCGUAGAGGUGGCGUCAAGCGUAUCAGCGGUCUGAUUUACGAGGAGACUCGUGGUGUCCUCAAGAUCUUUUUGGAGAACGUCAUCCGUGACGCCGUCACCUACACAGAGCACGCACGGAGGAAGACGGUGACCGCCAUGGAUGUGGUUUAUGCUCUCAAGAGGCAAGGAAGGACUCUCUAUGGAUUCGGCGGCUAGGGUUUUCAAAUUGUUUUUUUGGUUAAAUCAAAUCUCAGAUGUGAGAUUGUCUUUUAGAA
Molecule: messenger RNA, 425 nt
Organism: Eruca vesicaria subsp. sativa (arugula)
Lineage: Eukaryota; Viridiplantae; Streptophyta; Magnoliopsida; Brassicales; Brassicaceae
Source: the annotation of a GenBank genome assembly